Messenger RNA from Phalaenopsis equestris, 2441 nucleotides. RefSeq names its product protein NETWORKED 4B-like. NCBI's taxonomy places the organism in Eukaryota, Viridiplantae, Streptophyta, Magnoliopsida, Asparagales, Orchidaceae. The coding region runs from base 412 to 2073 and encodes 553 amino acids. The transcript is spliced from 3 exons. Gene Ontology annotation, molecular function: actin binding. Gene Ontology annotation, cellular component: vacuolar membrane. The record is from RefSeq and is a predicted model, not a curated record.
GCCAGCAGCCCUCGAACCUACCGCUUCCGCUUCAAAGCCUCGUUCUUCUACUUCCAAAUGCCGUAAUGGACGUUCGAUCCACAUAUCCGACGGCUACCAUCGGCCGACCACUUCGCCGGCGCUAACCUCUUCAACGACGCGUUUUAACCUAGCUCGGUUCAUUAUUUCCAGCAAAUGACGAGAUUAGCAUCUAAUGGAGAUAGUUUAGUCUGUUAAUCUCGCGCCUAUAAGUCGCCGACGGGAGAUUAGAGAGAGAUGUUUCUUUCAUUAUUGUCUUUCGCUGUAUGUCUUCCUUUAGUCUCCUCAGAUUAUCGAAUUUGAUUCCCGAUGGACUUUGGAUUCUGAAUCAGACAACUCUUUUUUGGAAAAUAAUGGUGUAGAAAAUAGAUUGCUGUUCAUUACUCUCAAGAAAUGAAGGGGAUGGCAAGCAUGAAACCUCAUUCAUGGUGGUGGAAUAGUUUUACUAGUCCAAGAAAUUCAAAAUGGUUGUCUGAAAAUCUUGAAGACAUGGAUCGCUUGGUCAAUGAAAUGCUGAAGCUCAUUGAAGAAGAUGGCGAUUCAUUUGCAGAAAAAGCUAAGAUGUAUUACCAGCGGCGUCCGCAAUUGAUCUCCCACGUUAAAGACUUCUACCGCGUUUACCGUGCUCUUCUUCAGCGUUAUGAUCAUGCCAUUGGUGAUUUGGCGAAGAAUAUCCCCUCCGAAAUCCAAUCCCAGUGUUCGUCCAACUGGUAUGAAUGCGCCAUGGAAGCAGCUUCAGCAUCUUUACCUUUGUCCCCAGCGAGAACACUGGAACCAAAGGCGAACCAUUUCAAGCCGCAUUGGAGAGCUGCUGGUUUCGAUUUCUUCCUCGGGUCCGGCCGAAGCUCCGAUCGUUCUAGAAAGGGUUCAGACGAGUCAUCAUCAGAAUCUGGUUCUGAAUCUGAUUAUAGCAAGAUUAUGGAUUCUUAUGAGCAUUCUUUUCAGCUUGAAAUGAGGAUAAUUGGUCUAGAGAACGAGCUUCAUGAAGCAAGGGAUAAGCUUCACGAAUAUAAGAAUGGCCCUAAGGAGCAGUGCGAAAAUCUGUUGAACGGUGAGGUUUUGGAUUUGUCUUCAACCACUUCAUCCAUGGAGAUGAACCUGCCUGUAUUUGCAAAUAGGAACUUCACUGCCUUGCAAAAACAGAUUGAAAUAUUUCAGACUGAUUCACCAGACCACCAAGUUGAUAUAAAAAAUCUCAUGGAAGCAAUGGAGACUGCUGCUAAGCAGUUUGAGAGCGAAAUUUCUAGCAGAGACCACAUAAUCAAGGAGUACAAAACAUGGCUUGGUGCAGUAUUGAAUGAAUCUAUGCAAUACAAGUCCUCUCUUAAAGCUGAGGGAAUAAGCACAAUUGCUGAAGAUGAAGAGGUUGAAGAUGAGAGAUCGCGUCUGGAAUUUAGAACUCUGGAGCAGGAGCAAACUAUCUUGGAGCUGAAGGCCAUGGCUGCUCAUUCUUCUAAGAGGCUUCUCCAAGAGAAGUAUGCGCUGGAAGCCAAACUUUCAAGUCUUGUGGUCUCUAGCAACGCCUACUGGGCAAAGCUUCAGGUUUUUGAGAAACGGGUGAAGCAAUUGGAGGCUGAGAAGAGUAAAGUAUGUGCAGAAACUGCGAAGCAGAUGAAUGAACUAACUCAAAGUCUUGAUGGAGUUAAGCUGAAAGUUGUCAGGUUAGAAUCAGAGAAUGAAGAGCUCAAAGCUCAAGUGAGCAAGCUUGUGGAGAAUGUCAGAGUUCAAGAUGACGAUUUAAGUAAAGCUGAUGAAAAUCUGCGAGAAUUAAAGGCGGAGAAUGCAAAAAUAAUACGAGAAUUAAAGGCGGAGAAUGCAAAACUAAUCCGAGAAUUUGAGGAGUCUCAAAAGGCCUCAGUAGAUCUGACAUCUAGAGUGAGAGAGCUUGAGGAUGAGGUGGAAAAGCAGAGAGUUUUAAUCAUGGAUGGUGCUGAGGGGAAGAGGGAAGUUAUCAGACAGCUUUGCUUCUCCAUUGAGCAUUAUCGCAUGGGAUAUCAGCAGCUGUGUAAGAGGUUGCAGAUACAAUAUAGAAGACCUGCAAUCAUGACCACUUGAUAGUAGAAAUGAAUAGAAACAUGCUGAUGAGGGUGACUACCUGCUUUGUAGAGACCUGCCUUUGGAAUUAGAAGACAUUGCAAUUUAUCUUGGAUCCUUGGAUGGUGAAUUCUGCAAGUUUGCUUGAUUUUAGCAUUUGAAUACUGACAAAUAACAUUUGGGUAAUCAGUACUGAUGUUGAAAUCCAUGAAAAGGAAUAUCAUUAGCUUCUUCACUCAGUACUUGAGAACAGUUUUUAAUAUCGUGUCCUUAGAAUUUGUGACCAUGUGUGUGAGUUUUUUGGAGAAGUUGGUAGUGAGCCUUCUCUAACUUGGAGACCCAAAGUUCAAAGCAUACCCUAACCACAAAUCUAGUUUUCAUUAUAGAUC